AUGUCCCAGCGGGCAUCUUCUCCUCAUACACCUCCCUCUCAAACCGCGAAAUACAAACCCUCCAAGCGUGGACACUCAACUCGACCGUCCAUCCGAGAUGCUUUCCCAGACGCCAUGGACAGAUCCAGAAGCAGCGAGUCCGGAGAUGAUCGAGAUCCGCAUGAUCUGUCUCUUUCCCCGCAGCACGCUGCACGAACAUCUAUCGUUGACAACAUGCUCCUCUCGCUCGACCAAUUCGCUCCUAGUUCCUCUGUCUUAGAUGACUACCGGCUAUUCAACUCCGCUUUUGAGGCCGAUCUUCACAGUCAUUACUCACAUGAUUCCAACGCACAGGGCCGGUACCGUGGCCACACAUUUUCGUCGUCAAUGUCCUCAGAGCCAGACUAUGGCUAUGAAGUUGACAAUAACCGCUAUGCAACCAUCAUGACCAAGGGCCGACGCAGCAACAGCAGUUCCAACCAAAUCACCCAGAAACAGGUGGGAAGCUCGCGCGGUGGUACAUCCUCCAUGCCACGAGCAAACACGACUCGAAAAGGCAGCAAAGGAAGCUCAUCAUCCAUUGCAGAUUACUCGUACACAUUACCCAGGGCACGGACAGAUCAAGGCUUGGAUCGGCGCUCCGCCAGUUUUGAUUGUGGACCAAAACGAGCAUUUGCACCAUAUGCCGACCCCACUAUCAAUGAGACCUCGAUGCUGUACGAAGAUCACGACGCUGCACCUACUCCGAGUGUGCCAGCAGGGCCACGAAAGGUUCCCGAUUUUUCUGCUGCGCGGACCCCGCUAGCAUCGCGACGAAACAGCCUGAAAUCUGCUCACCCUGCUCCCCAAGUCCGAAAAGUUCGGCCUGACAAUAUCGGCACGGGGACAAUGAGAGUUCGGGAUGAUCUCCAAGCAAACAGUGCAGAUCUAGGCCCCCCUCCAACCAUCACGGGAGCGCUGGAACCUCCUGCUCCUAGCCCGACAAUUUCCUACAACAAGCCCGCUUUUCCUCCCCCAGAACCGACGGUGAAUACCAACAUCAUGACCAACAAUCCUCCUACAAACACAGCCAAGGAACGGCCGGGUUUCUUUCGGCGUGUGUUUGGAUCCAAGAAUACAUCCCCCCUUCCGGCCGAUACCGCAAGUAUAAUCGCCUCUGAAGUAUCACAGCCACAAGAACCUGAGACUAAAGACAUCAACGGGUCUACUGCCAACCCGAAGACAUCGGCUCCGCAGGCGACGAAACCCCCGGUGGGUAUUUCUCCGUCCUCGGUUCGCACAGGACCUCAUCAGGUUGUGAACAAGAAAUCUUCAUUCUUCCGCAGAAGGAAGAGGUCGGUGGCUGAACGUACCCCUCCACCGAUUGUGAUUCCCCAACAUCUUGCAUCACAGGUCAUGGAUGCUAUGCCGGCGCCAAGUCCGGUGAGCAGCUUGCGGCAGGUCAUGAAUCCUUAUCUCGACGAGGAAUCAGAUCAAAAGGAGAACGCGGAAUGGGAGGCCAAAAUUCGGCAACCUGCAUUUUUGCAGGCACAGAAAAAGAGAGAAAGUGUCUCAGCUCCUGGUGCUCCGAAAGGGUCUCCUCAGCUCUCUGCUACUCAAAGCCAAACUCUCACCCCGCUUGCAGACAAGGAUCGAUCCUCCAAUGGCCAAUUCCCAGACACUGCUAUGCAAGAGAGAUCUCAGAAUGUUGUUGCUUCUGCCAUGUUAUCUCCCGUUGCGGGAGACCUCUCGCGCAGCAUCAAAUCACAGGCAGAUAAAGCUAAGCUAGCGCCUCCACCAGAUGAUAAGGCUUGCGAAUCUCCUGUUGAUUCCAUAUCGACCGUAUCACACUACCAGACUGCUGCGAAUACUCCACUUAUUGAGCAAGAAGAGCCAGCGUCAACCGACGAGGCACCGGGCGAGACCAUUGAAGAUGGGCCCACGGCCGCGGACCGAGAGCAAGCUCAAAAGCUCUUCGACAGUCAGGAUCAGGUUGUGGGCAAUGAUCCUGCUGCCGCAUGGCUAGGUGACCCCGACCGGGCGAUGAUCCGGGAGGCAUAUAUGCAGCUGUUCAACUGGUCUAAUCUCAACAUUGUCGCUUCACUCCGGGUUCUUUGUGACCGUUUGGUGCUCAAGGGAGAAACUCAACAAGUAGAUCGAGUUUUGGAUGCCUUCUCUACCAGAUGGUGUGAUUGUAACCCAAGGCAUGGUUUCAAAGCUGCUGACGUUGUCCACACGAUCUGCUAUUCGAUUCUCCUACUAAACACCGAUCUGCACUUGGCCGACAUCGAGUCAAAAAUGACAAAGUCACAGUUUGUUCGAAAUACCAUGCCUACCAUCCACCGAGUGGCCAUGGACGCUGCACCUGAAGCCUUUGAGACCUUGCGGCCAAUCAACCGCUCCAAGACUCAACCCCACGAACCAAACUCCGCUCCUACGUCCGCACGAUCCGCAACUUUCCCGUCAGAGGCCGGAACCACGUCGGACAAAGACAGCGAAAUUAACGUUGAUGCCGGUCCUUUGGUCAACACGCCAUUCAUUGGAACGGUGCGAGCCUGGGAGCAACAAGUGGAAGCUGUACUCAAAGAAUUCUACACAUCCAUCCAAAAAGAAAGGUUGCCCCUGUUCGGGGCCCAGCCAGAACGAGAGAUCUCUCGCAUGUCAUCCAACAACUUCUUGGGCCCUGGCCCCUCCAGCGGUACUCUUCGUAGGAGCCCCAGUACCAUCAGCAAGAGUGGUUCCGAUAUAUUCCCUCGCGGCCGUCCUCCCAACUCAAGCCAUGGGGCUGCACGAUGGUCGUCCAAACCCCGCUCCCGAGCUGGAAGACUCUAUCCUCCUUCGAUGAUGGGAUCCAGUCGCACCAGCUUAGACGACCAAUCAUCUCUUUGGAGUCCGGCAGGAUCCAGUACUUGGAGUAAAUAUUCUCUGGGCAAGUUCACUUCGGCGUCGGUUGAUUCCUUUGGCUCAGACUUCCCCCGCGGCGAAUAUCAGCAAUCUAUCGGUUUCGCCAAUGCCCUGAGUCAGGCUAUCAUUCGAGAAGACUCUGCCACUUCAAUUUAUAGCUAUGAAGAGCCCGAACGAACCACGCCUCUGCUUGAGGAUGACACGUUGGCUCUAGCGGGAGCACCCUGGGCCAAGGAGGGAAGUCUGAAGCACAAGCAUCACCUGGAUGCGGUCGACAAACGGGCCAAAGACCGAAACUGGAAUGACUGCUUUGCGGUAAUACAGCAAGGCUGGAUGCGCCUUUUCUCCUUCAAUAACACGACCAAGACGAUGCGGCAAAAGGCCAAACAACGGGGAGGCCUCGUGGUCGGUGGCGGUAACUGGACUGAAAAUGCCGAAGAGCUUUGGAAAUUCAUGCUGCGCCAGACCAUUGCCAGUGCCCUGCCUUCGCCUGGGUACUCCAAGUCCCGUCCUCAUGUCUGGGCCCUCAGCUUGCCUACUGGUGCAGUUCAUCUUUUCCAAGCUGGAACACCUGAGAUUGUCCGAGAGUUUGUCUCCACGGCCAACUAUUGGAGCGCACGGCUGUCCAAGCAACCACUUGUCGGAGGCAUCAGCAACAUUGAAUAUGGAUGGAGUGACAGUGUCAUCAAUAGUGCCCUUGUCGGCGGCGAGAGCCGAUCUCCGCCGCCUUCAUCGGGCGCCCGACAGAGCAUACAAAGCUCCAUCCGAAGCUCUCUCGACCAACAAUCUGUGCGGCCUCGACUUCCGGCGGAUCGGGUCAAUAUCAGCGACUGGAGCCCGCCGCAGCAGAGCAUGGUUGCCUCCAAUUUGACAGAGGAGGAACAAUUGAAGGCGCUCCAGGCCUAUGUGAAGAACGUGGAAGACGAUCUGACUCGACACAAUGAGCUGCGUUCCGCAAUGAACCUUGCAUUCUCCCCACGCCAUCCUAACGCCCUCAAAGCCAUGGCAAAUUGGGAACGAAAAUCAUCAUAUCUGUUGCGAGAGAUUGUCAAAUUCCGUACCUACAUCGAUUCCCUACGCAGUGCCAUCAGUUCCAAAGAGAGAAUCUUCGCUUCGAACAACUCGAGUGAGAAAGCAACUACGGAAUCUGUCGACGUUGCGUGA
Molecule: messenger RNA, 4026 nt
Organism: Penicillium bovifimosum
Lineage: Eukaryota; Fungi; Ascomycota; Eurotiomycetes; Eurotiales; Aspergillaceae
Product: Sec7 domain protein
Exons: 1
Coding region: 1-4026 (1341 amino acids)
Biological process (GO): regulation of ARF protein signal transduction
Molecular function (GO): guanyl-nucleotide exchange factor activity
Source: RefSeq, a predicted model, not a curated record